Messenger RNA from Racocetra persica, 349 nucleotides. The record is from the annotation of a GenBank genome assembly. NCBI's taxonomy places the organism in Eukaryota, Fungi, Glomeromycota, Glomeromycetes, Diversisporales, Gigasporaceae.
AUGAGCAAUUCAUCUAAAGUAUUUGUAGUAACUGGUGGUGUAAGUACGAUGCAAAAUAAAGGAAUUGGCUAUGCAGUCGUACGACAUCUUGCCCUGAACUAUGCCAACUCAUCACCAUCUCAGCCUCUUACAAUUUUGUUGACAGCACGUAAUCCAACACUAGGACAAAGUUCAACAGUUAAAUUACGUGAAGAAUUGAAGCCUAAUAUUUUAGUAGAUGAUGGUGGAAAAGUAGAUUUGAAAUUUUUGAGAUUGGAUAUAGCCGAUGAACUAAGCAUUAAGGAAGCUAAAGAAAUUAUUGAGAAGGAUUAUGGAGGAAUUGAUGUUUUAAUUAAUAAUGCGGGUAUUG